AUGCCUGUACCUGUAAACUCGAUGCCCGCUGGUGCCCAUGGCCCUUCAACUUUUGACAAGCUCAAGAUGGGCGCCAUGAUGGGUGGCAGUGUCGGUCUCAUCAUCGGUUUCAUCUUUGGCGCAACAAACAUCAUCAGAUUCGGUCCCGGUCCCAAUGGAAUGCUGAGAACCCUCGGCCAGUACAUGGCUGGUUCAGCCGCCACCUUUGGAUUCUUCAUGUCCAUCGGUUCAACCAUCCGCACAGAGGGUACCUCGCCCAUCGUCAACCAGGCCUACGCCAACGCCUACCGCAGGCCCUUCAUCUUGCCAAGACAGCGCGCCGAACGCUCAUAG
This is a messenger RNA of Aureobasidium melanogenum CBS 110374, 333 nucleotides long. RefSeq lists its product as uncharacterized. Gene Ontology annotation, cellular component: TIM23 mitochondrial import inner membrane translocase complex. Bases 1 to 333 code for a protein of 110 amino acids. Gene Ontology annotation, biological process: protein import into mitochondrial matrix; protein insertion into mitochondrial inner membrane. Lineage: Eukaryota; Fungi; Ascomycota; Dothideomycetes; Dothideales; Saccotheciaceae. The record is from RefSeq and is a predicted model, not a curated record. The transcript is spliced from 4 exons.